GUUUCUCUCAUUCCAUUUUUACUCUCCAAAAAUGGAAAAUCGAUUCAAACUACGAAUCUCUCGCAUGUUCCGACCCUCAUUCGGAUCCUGCCGGACCCGGAAAGUCUCCGAUGUCAUCGAAAAACCCGUUUUCACACCUCAAGCCCAUAACAAUGCCCCAAUGUUCAACCCUUCACCAUCAGCGUCGCCACCAAAGGCUCGACCUUUCCCUUCCAUCUGUAAACCCAAAUGUCAUGAAUCAACCCAAAGCACCAUUAACCGUGAGUGUGUCAUGGUCACACCGAGAGAAACUAUCCCAAGUCUUAAAGUGUUUUCUCAUUACCCUCCUUUUGUUUUUUCAGGUUCAGCCCCUGGUUUUGAUGGCCGGAAAUUCCCUACCGGUAAUAACCCUUUGUCGCCAUUGAAUAUUUUUUCCGAUUGUAAAGACUUUGGGUUCUAUGAGAAGAAAAAAAGCAUGGAGAGACACAGAACGAAGAAGAAAAACAAAAGGGUUCAUCUCAGAAGCAAGAACACGUCGACCAGUGCCACGUUUUUCAGCUCAUCUUCUCAAGAAAGUGCUAAUAAUUAUUACAGUAAUCGCAGCAGUGGGUGGUGGUGGCUUAGCAGCGAAGAUGAAACCGAGACUCUUUUCUCUUCUCGGAACCUCUCGUCUGAUUCAUCCGAGCCCUUCACUGGCCGGCACCACAAACGACGUUCUAACCGGAAAACGUAUGACAAUGCUCGCCAGAGAAGGGCCAAGAAUCGUAGCCGCGAUAUGGUUUUUUUACCAUUGGAAGGAGUCGAUAAUGAUAAUGAGAGCAAAGUGAAAGACAGCUUUGCUGUGGUGAAACGUUCGAGUAAUCCGUACAAUGAUUUUCGGACAUCAAUGGUGGAGAUGAUCGUCGAGAGACAGAUGUUUGGCGCGGAGGAUCUGGAACAGCUGUUGCAGUGCUUUCUGUCGUUGAACUCUCAUCACCAUCAUAGGAUUAUCAUUGAGGUUUUUACCCAGAUUUGGGAGACUUUGUUCUGUAACUGCUCUUGAGAAUGUAGAAGAAACAAGAAAACCGCCUUCACUUUUCCUCCUUACAGCAUCUUCUCAAGAA
Hibiscus syriacus is the source of this 1082-nucleotide messenger RNA. RefSeq names its product transcription repressor OFP8-like. Gene Ontology annotation, biological process: negative regulation of DNA-templated transcription. The coding region runs from base 32 to 1021 and encodes 329 amino acids. The record is from RefSeq and is a predicted model, not a curated record. The transcript has a single exon. Lineage: Eukaryota; Viridiplantae; Streptophyta; Magnoliopsida; Malvales; Malvaceae.